Messenger RNA from Daphnia carinata, 1437 nucleotides. RefSeq lists its product as uncharacterized. NCBI's taxonomy places the organism in Eukaryota, Metazoa, Arthropoda, Branchiopoda, Diplostraca, Daphniidae. Gene Ontology annotation, cellular component: membrane. Bases 73 to 1365 code for a protein of 430 amino acids. The transcript has 5 exons. The record is from RefSeq and is a predicted model, not a curated record.
AGGACAAACCACUGUAUCCGACUGAGGUCGUCUUCAUCUCCCUCUUAUCCUCCUGUCUUAUAGACAUCAGCAAUGGCGAAUCCAUUUAUUCUUCUUACGGUGUUUGUCGUGUUUGCUCAAUUGACCAAUGCACAGAAGGCUUCCUGCCCUAGUGGAUCUUCUAUAUGCUAUUGUCAAGUUGUUAACUCUGGAAUUGCUCUUAACUGCGACGCUUACUAUAGCAGUGCUGAAACCAUACGAGCAAAGCUGGAAUUCUACAAACCCUAUGGUCCUAUCUCGUUCCUCCAAGUAAACGGGAUCGGAGAUUACUUCAAUUACAUACCGGACGAUUUCCUCGCGGGAAAUCAAAUCCCGGAAGUUAAAUUUACUUGCAGCCACGGACACUCAACUACCGGAAACAUGCUAAUGCUCAGCUCGAGGGCAUUCACUGACAGCGCGGACGUGUGCGGUUUAACAGGCAAUGUCACCUUCGCAGACUGUAAUAUGCGCGAAUUCGAUGCAACUGGUUUAACGAACUGCGAUCAGUUGAGGAAAUUAGCCUUUAUGGACAGCCACGUCGAUAAAAUUAGAAACGUACCCACUCUCGACAGUUUGACCAAUUUCACGGUGUAUUCUCCAAGUUCGUGGAACUACGCAAGUCAAAAAGGACUCUCGCAGAUCACCUUAGCUCCAGGAGCCUCGCUCGCUAAUGUGACUUACUUGGACCUUACGGGCAACAGUCUACGAGACGAUUCGAUUGAAUUCGUCCCUCAGCUGCGUUUCCUCCAAGAAUUGCGUUUGGAAGGCAAUAAUUUUACAUCGGUAGUUGAUUUGACGCACGCCGUUGAUUUGCAUACCGUGUCGAUGACGCUGAAUUCAAGUGCGACCAACAUUUCCAUUUCGCUGCCGAAUCCGAGAUCGCAAUCACGACCUCUAUUUGCAAAAUUCUAUUCCGCCAGUUCGUCCAUGGUCUACGACGUGGCUCUUUUAGAAGGAUUUUUUAUUUAUGACACCAUCACUUUCUACUUUAAGAUGGACAAGUUCCAAGAAGAUGUUUUCCUUAGCCCGUUGCAGUCGAACGGUCUCACCAUUAACUUGAACUCAAACUCAAGGAUCACAUGUGGCUGCGAGAUUUCGUGGCUAAUUCGCGAUAAUCGCCCUCUUCUGGGCCGUGUUAACAAUGGCAUUUGCAUGGAUGGACGUUCUUUCGCCGAUAUUCCAUUGGAGGAAGUGUCUUGCUGCUCAACCGACUCGCUCCUACGGCAGAUCAGUUUCUUGAGAAAAGAAAACGAUGACCUAAAGGUCAAUCAAAAUGCCAGAUGCAGUCGAGAGGAAGCUCACCCUGCGCAGCUGUAUGGGCAUUCGGCGGAAGUGUCAAUAGUCUGAGCCUUUUCAUUCCGGCGCCAAUACCAAGAGAUUCCAUUACUAUUUUUUGUUGUUGAAAGAAUCAUACACAGU